Messenger RNA from Hyaloscypha bicolor E, 1769 nucleotides. RefSeq lists its product as uncharacterized. Gene Ontology annotation, cellular component: nucleus. Bases 434 to 1585 code for a protein of 383 amino acids. The record is from RefSeq and is a predicted model, not a curated record. Gene Ontology annotation, biological process: aflatoxin biosynthetic process; regulation of DNA-templated transcription. The transcript has a single exon. NCBI's taxonomy places the organism in Eukaryota, Fungi, Ascomycota, Leotiomycetes, Helotiales, Hyaloscyphaceae. Gene Ontology annotation, molecular function: DNA binding.
ACUGACUCAGGUACACUUCUACUGAACAGCUUGAAAGAGGCCCCAUCGGUGGCUGAUACGGGAUAUCAGCCGUCAGCGACUCUAUCCUUCCCAAACGUUCCAAAUCGCAAGCUAUUGCAGGCACGCUUUAGUACCUUACCAUAGUAACUCUGCCUGGGUCCCCAACCACCAUGGCGGACACGCUCCCUAGAUCUAAAGCCCCGAAACUGCGAGCCUCUUGCGAGGGCUGCGGGGCCGCCAAGGUUAGGUGCGAUCGUGGUCAGCCUAAGUGCAGUCGUUGCGUUGCGCUUGGUCUGACCUGUGUCUAUGGUAUAUCGCGCAAAUUUGGCAAACCCCCGCGGAAGAGGCUUAGUGCUUGCCUCGAUGUGUCCAACGAGUUUCGCACGCGAAACGUGUGACAAGGAGAGCCCAAAGCUGUGAGAAUCAUAUAACCAUGGGACUAGAACAGUCUCCAAGUGUCAAGAAACCUGCACAGCCACAGCUCAGUUCCUCGGAUCCACAGACCGACAUCCUCCCAUUGCCUUCUGGUCUUAACUCUACGGCGAGCAUCCAGAGUUGUGAUAAUCGCACAACAAUGGGCGCAAUGAAAUCUCAAACUGCCAAAGAAGCUGCACUGCUCAAAACCUCGGAUCUAGCAAUUGACGUCCUUUCGGUGCCUUCUCACAUCAACAAUACGUCAAGCAUCUACGAACAGAACCAACUUGACUCGAAUUUCAUUACUCCCUUACCGCUCGAUGAAUGGGCUCAAUUCGACAUCUGGGGCCCCAGUCUAGAGUUUCCAUCCUUCUCAAGCGACAGUCGACUCCCAGAUUCAGCAUCAGAACCCGCCAACAACUUGAGCGCGAGCUUUGAUAGUCCCGAGUCCCAUAGCUGCCCAAGGGGCUCAUACGAGCUCUUCCGAGAUCUGAUUUGUCCCAGCCCACUCCUCCACGCACCCGAAGCAAAUGUAGACACGGUCUUGGCACGAUUGGACGAGGUGCUUCAUUUCAAUAGCGAUGCCAUCAACCGUCUGCGCCUGCUGCUGAAAUGUCCUUGUGCCAAAUCAGGACAUCGGAUCAUGGUGCAUGCCUCUAUUAUUUCUCGCAUUCUCAUAUGGUACCAGCAGGCGGCCGGGUGCACCGGGAGCAGUUCCUCGGAAUCUCGACCCUCUGCCGUGGCCGUUUCGUCACCAUCGGGUAGUGCCUCUUCAUCUUUACCGCCGCCGUCCUGGGUGACAGCCGACCACGAAAACGAUACGGUGAGCCCGCCUACCCUGGUUCAAUCCACCGGGUUUGCCGUCGCACAGGUGCCUGUUUCAAUGGGGACCUUCAACAUCGAGGACGAGAAUAUGCAGGACGCGUUCAGAAACCAGCUGGUGUUGAGCGAGCUGAGGAAGGCAGCCAAUGUGAUUGACCUCUUUACAUCCCAACACUCUGGCGAAUGCUCUGCCAAUGGUGUGGCCGGUCUGUACUCGCAUUUGGGAAUUUGGCUUCGAAGCGAGCAUUCGAAGACUGUAAGAAUGCUCAGAGCUAGGCUUAGUGCAUUGAAUAGGAACAUGGGUAUUGACGAAGGAGAGGGAGAGGGAGCUCUUGGACUGGCUGUUUGAGUUCAAGGCUGUGCAUCCGGAGAGCAUUACGAAGACUAAGAAGGACAUGUAUGUGGAGUGUUAUGAGAGGGAAGGGGCUAUGAGUAGUGAUUUUUCGUAUUAUCGAGAUGUCGAGAAGAGUGCGGAGCAGAAUUUAAUUUUGUGGAGAAGAACUGGGGGUGCCAGUACUGGCUCUAGCGGGUCA